Molecule: messenger RNA, 2099 nt
Organism: Onthophagus taurus
Lineage: Eukaryota; Metazoa; Arthropoda; Insecta; Coleoptera; Scarabaeidae
Product: PX domain-containing protein kinase-like protein
Biological process (GO): endosome to lysosome transport; negative regulation of monoatomic ion transport; early endosome to late endosome transport
Cellular component (GO): plasma membrane; early endosome; late endosome
Molecular function (GO): actin binding; phosphatidylinositol binding; ATP binding
Source: RefSeq, a predicted model, not a curated record
UUGCGUAUUACAAAAAACAAUUUCGGUUGUUUAACAUUAAAGUUUUCGUUUGAAAUUCAAAUUGAUCUGUGACGUUUCAGUUGUGAUCCAACCAUCAAUCAGAAGACUACGCAAUUCGCAAUUUUAAUAGAAGAAUCGGGGGGAGUCCUCUCUUUUCCCUUCGUUUGUGUUAUGUAUCAAAAACAUGUCUGACGUAGCGGCGUAAUGUUUGUUACAUUGAUACUAAUGGAUGGACGAGGACCUGAAGCGAGGAUUCUUCCGAUGCGCUCAACAGAUAAAUGGCGAUAUUCGAGAAACGAACCGCGAAUAAGGUACUGAUAGAUGAUACCGAAAGUCUUUCCUGCGUAAUUGAAAAUUGGUUUAACACCAAUGGUCACACGGAGUUUGUAAUUAGGGUACAAAGGGGCCCAUUUUCUGAUAAAACUUGGCGCGUCCAAAAACGUUACAAUGACUUUGUUAAAUUGCAUUCAGCACUUCAAACAUCCGGUAUUCAUUUACCGUUACCACCUAAGAAAAUCGUCGGAAACAUGGACCCGAAAUUUAUUGCAGAAAGACAACAAGCUUUACAAAAGUACCUAAAUAUUAUAGUCAUGAACCCAAUACUUGUAUCAUCGUUACCAGCUCGAUCUUUUAUUGAUCCUGCUAAUUAUUGUCAACCUUUUAGAGAAAUUGCAUUACAACAUGUUUCGCUUGCAUUAAGAGGCGAGGUCGGUUGGGAAGUUGUCUCACCAUUAACAGAAAUUGGUUGGCGCCUUCGUAAACAUUAUUAUCAUGUACGAUGUAAAAAUAUACAAUCUAAGGAGGAAUUAUGGGCUGGUUGGAUUGAUUAUGGUCCUGAUAAACACUUAGAUGAUAAAGAUAUGCAUGCCAUAUUUAAAAGUAUUAGUCAAAUACAACAUCCAUAUAUUUAUCCAAUAGAAAUGUGCCUGUGUACAGAUGUGGGGGCUUUAGUAAUCCGAACUAGUCAUAAAAAUGGAUCGUUAAGAGACGUUUUAUAUGGUGUUAAACCAAAACAGUCAUUUAUGAAAAAAUAUGGUAACCCAAAAGGGCAUAAACCGUUAGAAAUAUCGCAAAUCGCCUUGUAUGGGCGUCAAAUACUUGAAGCAUUAAAAUUUUUGAAUGAAAAAGGUUUACCUUACGGGCACUUACACACCGGUAACAUAAUAAUUGAUAACGAUCGCGUUAAAUUGCUUGAUAUUGAAAAUGGGAUUAUCGGUGUACCAAGUUUUUAUCGCCCUUAUUUUAUGCAACACAAAAAAAUUCAUUCGUUACAAGCGAUUGACGUUUAUUGUUUUGGACAUACUUUGUAUGAAAUGACUUUCGGAUCCCCGCUACAUGAAAGCGUUGUUGAACAUCUUCCGGGAGAGUGUAAUCCAAUUUUAAGAUCAGUUCUCGAAUCAAUUUUAUCGCCAGAAGCUUGCAAAUCGGGAAUUCCAACUAUUGAUGAUCUUCUAAAACACGCUUUUUUUGCUAAUAUCAAACCCACAAUGAUGUUAUCAAGUGAUAAAAUACACUUGAAAAUACCAACUUCGACAAAAGAACAAAUCAAAAAGAUUAUUAUCAUGGUUGAAGAUCGAUUGAAGGAUGAACAAAAAAUGGUUCGUAGUCAGAAACGAUUGGUUAAAGUUCAAGAAAUGAUGAGUUCUGAAGAAGAAAAGAAGAAACAAAGAUCAAAAAUGAAACAAGAACAUAAAUUAGCAAAAGAGAAAAUGAGACAAAAAACUAUUGAGGAAAACGAAAAAGUAAAUGGGGCGUCUGGUUCAGGUAGUGAUAGAGCUGAAAGUGUUAAUAGUACGAGUACAAAUACUUCAAUUGGGACUUCAACACCACCGUCAGUAUCAGGUGUUACAUCCGCUUCAGCACCUUUGCCUCCGCCACCUCCACCGCCUCCGAAUGGUAUUUUAACACUUCCGGUUGUUACAACAAAUGGAAAUUCGCAACCUGAUGAUAGAUCAGCACUUUUAACGUCUAUUUGUGGUUUCAAUAAGUCAUCGUUACGUAAAACCAAAGUGAAAUAAAACGAUUAUGCGAAAAAAGUUUGUUCGAAAAGUUUGAAAACGAAAAGGAGCAUUUUAUUUGGUUUUGUAAUAUUAAAAUUU